Messenger RNA from Chlamydomonas reinhardtii, 1546 nucleotides. RefSeq lists its product as uncharacterized. Gene Ontology annotation, molecular function: Hsp90 protein binding. The record is from RefSeq and is a predicted model, not a curated record. The transcript is spliced from 10 exons. Bases 222 to 1166 code for a protein of 314 amino acids. Lineage: Eukaryota; Viridiplantae; Chlorophyta; Chlorophyceae; Chlamydomonadales; Chlamydomonadaceae.
CUAUGCAUAAAUAGGGGUUCUCAAUCAACUUGAUACACGACAGGGCAACCUCUGACUUUCGUGGCCGAGCUCCCGCGCUUACCCUUGAAUGCUUUUAUACUUCUAUCUAUACACGACUGAGUAAAUUGUACGUUUAGACUAUAGGUUAAGGAGUAGCUUGUUGACGCGCGAAAGUCUUGCGGACAUUCGGGGAUCUCCGCGUGUGCUUAAACUGAGCUCCAAUGGCAUCAGCGGCGACCUUUAAAGAUCAGGGCAAUGAGGAGUUCAAGAAGGAGAACUUCCUAAAGGCCGCGGCGCUGUACACCCAAGCCAUCAAAGCGGAUCCAGAGAAUGCGGUGUUGUACAGCAACCGCUCGGCGGCCCUGCUUAAGCUGAACAAGGUCACCAAGGCUCUUGAGGACGCGGACGCCGCCAUCAAACUCAGGCCCGAGUGGGAGAAGGGCUACUUCCGCAAGGCGGCGGCGCUGGAGGUGCUGGACAAGCUGCAGGAGGCUCUGGAUGUGUACCAGACUGCUGCCAAGCUGGCGGAGGCGGAGGGCGGCGGCCCCAGCAAGGAGCUGGCGAUCAAGAUCCGCACGCUGUCCAAGCUGCACAAGAUCAAGGCCACGCACAAGGAGGACACGCUGGUUGAGGCGCUGCUGGCGGCGGUGGCGGCGGCCGGCAUCACCGGCGGCAACCUGGCGGCGCUGAACGAGUUCGCCAAGGACAUGGCGGGGCACGCCGAGGGCAACGUGCGGGACCAGGGGCACGACUUCCCGCCGUCCGUGCACUUCCUGCCAGGCUCGGGCGCCGCCGCGCAUGAGGAGAAGGAGCGGCACGUGAUGGCCAACCUGGCCUUCACCGCGCCCGAGGUGUACGCGGAGUUCGUGACGGGCAUGCGCGGCACGGCGGAGCGCAUGGCGGCGGCGGCGGUGCUGGCCAUCAUUCCCAAGGCGACGGUGGCCUACCCGCAGACCUGGAGCCGCAAGGGCUGGCCAGCGGCCUGUGGCGGGCCGCGCCAGCAGGGCCUGUUUGUGCAGCUGGAUGUGCGCACCGGGGCGGGCGGCUGCAGCCGGCACACCUGGUUCAUGCCCAUCGCCACCGAGGGCAAGGACGCCAAGACGCUUGGGAAACCCACACCUGUCAGCGCUGAGGAGUUUGGGCCACUGCCGCCGCUCAUCAAGUAGAGUACGGCGGGAAGGGAACUGUUGCUACUGUUUCGGCCUUGGGUGUGCAGGUGCUUGGCAGCAUAUCAAAGGGCACAGAAGAGGCAAGGGUAGACGCGGCAUGCAGUGCUGGUGUGCGAGCAGACCUGAAGCGGGACCUAGGACUUGCGCGAAUUGAAUCUGGCUCGGGGGUAUUAUGUUGUAGCGCGCACUAUGAAGGAAGCACGGCCACGGGCUGAUUCAAAUGGACGACGGGGAAGGCAAGUCCUGCGACGCGCUAGAUGCGGCAGUGUUUGCUGCACGCACUCUCAUCUCUGCUGGGGGAGUGGUCCUUGGGAACGGGCGGGACCGCGGGAGCAUGUAUGGAUGGUGUCGGACACAACCGCGUACUAAACUUGCGC